AAGAAAAGUACUAUCAGUCAUCGUGGAGGCCAGGUUACGUAGCAAUCAAAUAAAAACAAAAUUUCGCGCGCUGUAAUGGAUCGUUCCAUUCAGCAACCCUUCGACAUGAUGAUCAUGGAUCGAGUACUAUGAGCGAAUAUAGUUCGUAUUUAGACCUCACAUGCAUCGCAGUCCUUGGAAGUUAAUUCGUAGUCUAGUUAUGGGGAAGAAGAGUGGAAAAGGAGGAUUUUAUGCAGUAAAGAUUGGACGAUCUACUGGUGUGUUUAACACAUGGGAGGAAUGCCRACAGGCUGUCGAUGGAGUAUCUGGUGCACGGUUUAAGAAAUUUUCUUCAAAUGAAGAAGCGUUGGCCUUCGUUGGAAGUUCUGAUCAUGGAGGAUCAUCAUCAUCAUCUUCGUCAAGCUUGCGUCAAGCUACACCUUAUCAUUCCUAUUCAAGACCAUCUACAUCCUACAACAGUUAUAACCAUGUGCGCAAAGCUCCAGACACCUUCAAGCACACCAUGCCAAGGAAGACCCAAUACCUCAAGACCCUCCCACUGUCAGUGAAUUUAAGUACUGUUAGUGAAUCGCAGAGUACAGAACAUCAGCGACCUGUGGUGUAUAGUGAUGGGUGUUGUACUAAUAAUGGUCAAAGCCGUGCGCAAGCUGGCAUUGGUGUCUACUGGGGACCUAACCAUAAAAGUAACAUCAGUGAGAGACUAAGUGGCAAUCAAACAAACCAAAGAGCAGAAAUAAUGGCUGCAGUGAGAGCAUUACAAUCAGCAAAGGACUUAGGACACAGAUCUGUGGAGGUCAGAACAGAUAGCCAAUACACUAUUAAUGGUGUUACAAGUUGGAUAAACAAAUGGAAGUCCAAUGGCUGGAAGACUUACACUAACUCAGAUGUUAAAAAUGUUGAAGACUUUAAGCUGUUGGACAAGCUGUGUGAAGACAUGGAUGUAAAAUGGACACAUGUUCCUGGUCAUUCUGGGGUCCAUGGGAAUGAAAUGGCUGACUCGUUGGCCAAGAGUGGAUCCCGUCUGCCUCAUCAAAAGACAUAGUGAAUUUGAUAAUUAUUGUUAUAUAUAUAUAUUAUAAGUUACUUUGGCUCUUUGAUAAGAGUGGCUUUGGGGGUAUUUCAGGCUGGUUUGCCCCUCUUUUUGUAUUAAAUUGAUUUGUACACGUAUAAAUGUUUAGGUGUAUAGAUACAUAGUAAUAGCAUGGUUUGCAAACACUAGACAUCUGGGCCCAGUUGUACGAAGCCUGGAUAGCGCUAUUCGGCAGAUAAAUCCUUAUCCACUAGUAAGUCGAUGCUGUAUUUCAAUAGAUUUAUACCUCAGAUAGCACUAUCCAGGCUUCGUACAAAUGGGCCCUGGCUCUUGGAACUCAUGUUUGUUGUUUAAAUUUAAAAUUUCUCAAUUUCAAAGGUAGUCUCAUAUGAAAUCGACAAACAUUAAUGUCCUUACAGUGUACUGUAGCUGACAAACAUACAAGAUUCAUAAGUAAGUUAGAAUAACGUUUGAUACCUUGUGCUCUCGCCUAGAUGCAAACGACUGUAGUGCCAAUAAUUAUUUGUUUCUUCUCUGUUUAUGAGUAUAGUAUUAUUAUUUAAAUACAUUAGAGUGAUUUCCAUAAACCCAUGAAAUUGAUAUCAUUCGUUAUAAUUGUGUAAUAGUGAAAUGACAACAACAACAACAACAAAACCAAUGGAAUUAGGGUCUACUAAUUUGUAUUAGGCUGGUGACGAUUUCAGGGGUUUAUGAAAACCACUCUAUAGAUGACAUUCAAAGGAUUGACUUAAGGAAAGGUCUGAUAAACUUAUAUAAUAUAAAUAUUACAAUAGUUUACGAAAUAAAAAGGAAAUUUAUUGCAUUA
Actinia tenebrosa (Australian red waratah sea anemone) is the source of this 1856-nucleotide messenger RNA. Its product is annotated as ribonuclease H1. Gene Ontology annotation, biological process: DNA replication, removal of RNA primer. NCBI's taxonomy places the organism in Eukaryota, Metazoa, Cnidaria, Anthozoa, Actiniaria, Actiniidae. The record is from RefSeq and is a predicted model, not a curated record. Gene Ontology annotation, molecular function: RNA-DNA hybrid ribonuclease activity; magnesium ion binding; nucleic acid binding.